Symbiodinium sp. CCMP2592 is the source of this 1266-nucleotide messenger RNA. The record is from the annotation of a GenBank genome assembly. NCBI's taxonomy places the organism in Eukaryota, Dinophyceae, Suessiales, Symbiodiniaceae.
AUGGCUCGUUCAAAACGUUCAGCUUCCGCAAGUCCGGAACGUGGCAAGAAGCGGCGGAAGGUGGUCUUGGUGAAAGCUCAGGCGGCAGCAGAAAAGGCAGCACUGAAAGAGAAGAGCCGCCUUGCGAAAUCACCCAGACCAAAGCCAUCUCCAAUACCCGGCGGAACGGCAGGACGAAUCCUGGAAUGGCUGGGACAUUCGCAGCGCCCAGACCGCUUCAACACGGAGCGGGUAGAGCUGCAGGCCUUGCCGGCACAGCUUGCGCCCAAAGCCCGAUCUCCGGAGAUGAGCCGUCUAAAACCAGCUCCACGAGCGGAUGCCGCAGCGACCGAUGAUUCCGAAUCAUCUGCCACAGAGAGCAGGAGUAGCAGCCCAUCUCGAAGUCCUUCUCCAAUUAUGGCACCGGCCGUUGUUCCUCCACCUCCUGCCCCGAAGGUGAACAAGAGGCCCAAGGCAGCAUCUCCGAAAAAGGUCAAAAAGACGAUUGCUGCGGUGCCACCUGCCGCGAAGGCAAAAAAAGUGGCGACAGCUGAGCCAAGCUUUCCGGCGAAGAACAAAAAGGCAUCUGCAGAGCCAAUGCCGGCGAAAUCCAAAAAGGCUGUGGACGUUGAGCCCAAACCCGCCUCUGUUCUGGUGCAGCCGCCUGCCCCUGCUGCGCCGCAGCUGUCACAGCCGGAGCUCUCCGAGCUGGACCAGCUUGGCCUCCAGGAAGCCGUUUUGGAGCGGCUUCGCUCACUCUGCGACAAAGAUGUCGAACCCAAGGUUCUGGCUGAAUACAUCGUAGUUCUGGCACAGAUGAACAAAGGCCCGGAGCAUUUGUCGGGUGAGCUGGAAGCUUUCUUUUCGGACAAGGCUUCGCUACACUCGUUCGUGCGAUGGGUGGAGGACUGCAAGUAUUCGUUUCUUCCUGGCGGACAGCCUGCAAAGCAUCGGAGCACACCGAUGCCCAAUGGCAAAGGUUCGCAGCCAGCUGACUUUUGGGGUCCAGCCCCUGACACAUCGAACGGAUCGCGCUUGGCAAGCAAGACCGUGGAGGCUUCGCCUGUCGGACCAAAGACUGUCCGUCGUGGCUAUGGCACUGGUCCUCAUGUGGCGGUCACUAGCCGGGUGGUGCUGCAGCCCAACCCCAACUUCGACGCUGGCCCCGCGAAGGUUACACCUUUUACGCAUCCGUGCCCACUCUUGCGUUUGCCCUCUGCGCCUUUUGCGAGCGCAGGCCCCGACGAGUACGUCAGUCUCGAAGGCCGCGCGUGUGGGUAUGUGUGA